Molecule: messenger RNA, 1404 nt
Organism: Raphanus sativus (radish)
Lineage: Eukaryota; Viridiplantae; Streptophyta; Magnoliopsida; Brassicales; Brassicaceae
Exons: 1
Coding region: 242-1324 (360 amino acids)
Source: RefSeq, a predicted model, not a curated record
CACGAUAAGAACCCCAAUUAUCAUGCUCUGGCUAUCAUUAAAGCAACAUCCAAUUAAGAUUCUGUGUAAACGGAAAAUUUUAUAUAUUACUUUACAUGGAAAACUUGGUGGCCAAGUUCCUUGCUCUGUAUAGAAGGAUUUAGGUGGGGAUCAUGUGAACAUCUCGAGUUACGGUUCUUCUUUCUUCUUAUUUGUUUUGUUUUAAUUUACUGUUUAAUUUUAGCAAAAAAAAAGAUUGGUCAUGGCUCUCCUUCUGAACCAGUACUCCCCGAAGCUCUUCAUUCGGAAACCGGUGUUGGUAAGAGCCUCUUCUGGCAGCUCAUCUUCCCCGGUGCAAACCCCUCCUUGUGUCGUCUUAGGCGCCGAUCCUUGUGGGGCGGAUCAUGUAUUACUCAGAUUUGCAUAUGCUACUAGAAAUUUUCCUAAAUUGAUAAAAAAGGCGCCUGUCGAGUUGGUGUAUAACGAUGCAGAAGUAACAACAGUCGGGUCCUCUCAUGGAUGGGUAGCCUCUUUGAUGCAUGACGUAGGAACUCUAAGUCUCCAUGAUGAUCUAAACCCGGUUGCAUCUGAUGCAAAUCCAAAACGUAUCUCCCUGCCUCCUCUUGUAACUGUGCCUUAUUGCCAAACCCAAAUUAUCACCAACGUGUCCUUGUCCUCACUAUCUCCAGAGGAAAAAGAUUGUGUCGUGGCUGUUAAGUUCAUGGGACCUCAACUCAGCUACUGCAGACCCUCUGCUCAAGGCAACUCCAAGUGGUUCAACAUCAGGAUCGCAAACCCUAGCUUCUUCUCCUCCCGUGUCAUCUUUUCCAAGAAACAUAACAUGUUUCGCAUACCUGCAUCUGGAGGCCAACUCAUUGCAUCAUGGAAUCUCUGCAAAGACGAGCACACACCCAAGAUUCAGGUGUUGCGAUAUCAUAACCUUCCGGAGCUGAGCGAAGCCGAACGUGAGGUUAUGGAUACCUGUUUCACGACCCAACACUUGGUGGAAUCACAAUCCACAGGUGAAACCAUUUUGGUCAAGUGUUUCAGACAGACCGUGGACGGUGGUGCCAGUUCGAAAAUAAAAGCUGUAAUGGUGUUCAAGGUAAGCCCCAUGGGAAAUGCUUUUUACACUCGCCACAUUGGAGAUCUCACCAUUUUCAUCUCAAAGUCUGAGCCAUUCUGUGUCCGUGCUAGCUCUUUUCCUGGGGUGAGUCCUAACGAAGUCUAUAUCUUGGAUAUCGACGAGAUCGUACUUGUCAGGCUUGAUGAUUCUGCCAUCUCAACUUUUGCUUACAGGGUCGUGGCCCCUUACUUUUUUCCACCUCAAAAUAUAGAAUAUUAAGUUUGGGAUUAAGUUUGAGUCUAGAGUCUGUCUUCUCUUUAAAAUCUUUCAUCAAUCAAAAUAAAGUAUGUUUUAGUUUA